Molecule: messenger RNA, 1718 nt
Organism: Fundulus heteroclitus (mummichog)
Lineage: Eukaryota; Metazoa; Chordata; Actinopteri; Cyprinodontiformes; Fundulidae
Gene: laptm4a
Product: lysosomal protein transmembrane 4 alpha
Exons: 7
Coding region: 79-840 (253 amino acids)
Cellular component (GO): lysosomal membrane
Source: RefSeq, a predicted model, not a curated record
UUUGUUUUUAGCUACAGUUGUGCGCAGGUCGUCGAGGGAAGUGGUGGGCGUUUCUCCGCGGUCGUUAGCUGACUGUUGAUGCUGAGAAGAUUUUGCCGACGUUUCCUGCCAGCUCUCCAGAUGUUUCUCCCUACGCUCGUAGAGGACAUGCAUCACUUCAAGCCAAGCCGAGAUAGACUGUACACCACCCGGUGCUGCGGAUGUUGCCAUGUUCGGACCGGGACCAUCAUCCUGGGGACAUGGUAUAUGGUGGUCAACCUGUUGAUGGGAAUCCUGCUGACUGUGGCUGUGACGCACCCAGAGAACGUACCAACCAUCGACCUGCAGUACGAGGUCAUCGACCAUUACUUUGCUUCCGACCGGAUGUCCGAAAAUGCCUGUGUCGGAUUUGCCAUCUCUCUGCUGAUGCUCACCAUCAGUGCCAUGAUGGUAUACGGAGCCAUCACUCACCGUGAUGGAUGGCUCAUCCCGUUUUUCUGCUACCAGCUGUUUGACUUUGCUCUGUGCUGCCUGGUGGCCAUCAGCUCUCUCACGUACCUUCCUAGGAUCCGGGACUACCUGGAGCAGCUGCCGGAUUUCCCCUACAAGGAUUACCUUCUGUCUCUGAACUCCAGCUGCCUCCUCCUCUUCGUGUUGGUCUUCUUCGCCUUCCUGAUCAUCCUCAAGGCUUACUUGAUCAACUGCGUGUGGAACUGCUACAAGUACAUCAACAACAGAAACAUGCCAGAGAUUGCUGUCUACCCCGCUUUCGAGACCCCUCCCCAGUACAUCCUGCCCACCUACGAGAUGGCGAUGAAGAUGCCAGAGAAAGACCCCCCUCCUCCUUACAUGCCGGCCUAAGCACCAGCCGUGUCGCCAGGACACGCCCAUGCGCACCCAGUCGUCAUAUGCAUUCCUACAUGCCCCGUCUAACCAUUUCUGAACACCACGAAGCCCUUAUCCCCCUCUGAACCCUCUGUGUCUGUGUGAGGCCUUUAAAGAUAUUUCCUUCAACCUCUCCGCUGUAUUUCUUUAGAGUGUUAAUGGAGCAUCCUGGAGAUGUAAUUGUGGGGGGAAGGGGGAGAGAAAAAUGUGAAAGAAUUAAAAUGUGUGCGAUAAUGAAUGGAUGAAUGUGGCGUUUGGGUGGGGGAAAAAAGCAUCAGAAGGAACCCCCUCUACCCUUUCCUCCCUAGACCCUCAGCCCUUUUUUAAGUCUUAGGAAAAGGGAUAUGUGAAAAAAAAAAAAAUAUUUGCUUGAAGUUUGCUCAUGAAUCCAGCACCAUUUUAUUAAUAGAUCAAUAUAUGAAGUACUAAAGAAUUGUUCAACUAUGACAAUCCGCUUCUUAGUUCUUACUGUUGAGUUUGUGUUGCAGUUUUCUGCUGUUUGUUAAGGCCUAAAGUAUUGCAGCUCUGUCCUGAUUUCAGUCUUUAGCACUUUUUUUUUUCUUUUUUUUGGGUCUGUAUUUAUUUAGCUUCGCAGUAGUACGGUUCACAGCGUCAUCGCCGCUUUGCUGCAGUGUUGCUUGAUGAGGAGAGCUGCUGAGUUUUGUUUUCCCCCAGCGGGAACCGAAGGAGGGAAGAACAUCGAUCGUUCAACGUGGAGAUUAACAGCUAGUCUUGUGAACAUUAGUUGUUGCAUGCUUAUCAACGCAAUCCUCCCAUUACUUUAUUAGUAAUGAUUUUAUCCCUGUGGAAAAUAAAAACAGUUGACUUAAAUAAACGUGUCCGAACAAUUUCAA